This is a messenger RNA of Mustela erminea (ermine), 1045 nucleotides long. RefSeq names its product PEST proteolytic signal-containing nuclear protein-like. Gene Ontology annotation, cellular component: nucleus. The record is from RefSeq and is a predicted model, not a curated record. Lineage: Eukaryota; Metazoa; Chordata; Mammalia; Carnivora; Mustelidae. Gene Ontology annotation, biological process: proteasome-mediated ubiquitin-dependent protein catabolic process; protein ubiquitination. The transcript has a single exon. The coding region runs from base 7 to 543 and encodes 178 amino acids.
GGGAAAAUGGCGGACGGGAAGGCGGGAGAGGAGAAGCCUGAGAAACCGCAGCGAGCUGGAGCCGCCAGAGGACCUGAAGAAGAAGCAGAAAAACCUGUGAAAACUAAGACUGUUUCUUCCAGUAAUGGAGGGGAAAGUUCCAGUCGCAGCGCUGAGAAGCGAUCAGCUGAAGAAGAAGCUGCAGACCUCCCAACAAAACCUACAAAGAUCUCCAAGUUUGGAUUUGCCAUAGGUAGUCAGACGACAAAGAAAGCCUCAGCCAUAUCCAUCAAACUUGGAUCAAGUAAGCCUAAAGAAACUGUUCCAACACUUGCUCCAAAAACCCUUUCAGUAGCAGCAGCUUUUAAUGAAGAUGAAGAUAGUGAGCCAGAGGAAAUGCCUCCAGAAGCAAAGAUGAGGAUGAAGAAUAUUGGAAGGGAUACACCAACAUCAGCAGGACCAAACUCCUUCAAUAAAGGAAAGCAUGGUUUUUCUGAUAACCAGAAGCUCUGGGAACGAAAUAUAAAAUCUCAUCUUGGAAAUGUCCAUGACCAAGACAAUUAAAUGAUGUUUUGAAAUUGGGGUGUGGGGGUGGGUGUAAAGUUAAAAGGAACAGUUUCCUUUUUUAAAGAAUGGUAUAAGACUAUCUUUGGAGCCGCCUUUUUUUUUUUUUUUUUUUUUUUUUAAGAUUGAGUGGUACACUAAUAAAUGAGAGUUUGAAAUUAGAGGUAAUUUAUGUUUUAUAUACAGAUUUCAAGACAUUUGCUAAUUUUGUAGUUUCAUGUGAUUAGUUUCCAAAGGUUACAGAUAAUAAAAAAUCAGAAAUGGUACCUUUCUAAGAAUUGCAUAUUUUUUUAGACACAACUAUUAGCACAUUAAGAGGAACGCAAAAAGUUAUCGUCUAUUAACCUGCAAGCAAUUACUCUUAACUCCCUUAUUAACCUAAAGUGUCUGGCUCCCAGGAACAGCCUUAUAGAGAGGGAGUAUUGUAUGGGGAAGAAAAUGUUACUGACCUAUGACUGAAAAAAGUACAUUAGAUAAAAUUAAAAUACGGCUUUUUUCCCCC